UACCAAAUCUUUUCCACCCACAAAGCAAAACACCAACUUGGUCAAAGUCACUUCCUUUUAUAUAACACCUCUCUUCAGAUCCUACUCUCACUAUUGUCUCAUUAUUAUACCCACAUUGUAAAGAUCAUCAUCAUCAUGGGAAGAUCACCAUGUUGUGAAAAGGCUCACUCAAACAAAGGAGCAUGGACUAAAGAAGAAGAUCAACUUCUUAUUGAUUACAUUCGUAAUCACGGUGAAGGCUCUUGGCGUUCUCUCCCCAAAUCCGCCGGGUUGUUGCGUUGUGGUAAGAGCUGUAGGUUAAGAUGGAUUAAUUACCUUCGUCCUGAUCUUAAACGUGGAAAUUUCACUGAUAGUGAAGAUCAAAUCAUUGUUAAACUUCACAGUUUGUUCGGAAACAAAUGGUCGUUGAUUGCUGGAAAAUUACAGGGAAGAACAGAUAAUGAGAUUAAAAAUUAUUGGAACACACAUAUAAAGCGGAAACUCCUUAGCCGUGGGAUUGACCCAAACACUCACCGUUCGAUGAUCCAACCAACAGACGAGGAUCUUCUGUUAAGGGUUGAUCGCGAUUACAGAUUUGAUAGUGUGGACAGUGAGCUGAACUUGGACCUCACACUCGGGUCUAGUCCGAAUCGAUGGGCGGCGCGUGACGUUUGUGUUUGUAACUUGGGAUCACGUGAACCUUGUAUAAAUUGCCAGACGGCCAAAUGGGUUCUUUAGUGUUUUAUACUAUAAAACAUCAAUACAAGUUGUGUCUUUUUGGA
Molecule: messenger RNA, 761 nt
Organism: Camelina sativa (false flax)
Lineage: Eukaryota; Viridiplantae; Streptophyta; Magnoliopsida; Brassicales; Brassicaceae
Product: transcription factor MYB8
Source: RefSeq, a predicted model, not a curated record